AUGUUAUUUCGAGAACGAUUCCUUGAUGAUGUCGUAGGCUUACACUGCUUGUCUUCUCAUGAUCCAUUUUCAUUGGGGAUCGUAGGAUGGAUAAGAAUGAUUUGUAAGGAACAAAAACCUCAUCGUUUAGCAUCUCUCGGCAGAGUUAUAAAAGUUUGGGUAUCCGAGCGGGAGAGAUAUAGCGCCAGUAAAUCUAGACGAGCUUCCCUCUCCCGAAACAUCGCGAUACCUCUCUUGCUUUUGACUCGUUGCAUGCUACGCUGCGUUGCGGUUGCGUUGCGCGUUGUUGAGUUGUGGAUGCGG
Molecule: messenger RNA, 303 nt
Organism: Brugia malayi
Lineage: Eukaryota; Metazoa; Nematoda; Chromadorea; Rhabditida; Onchocercidae
Exons: 2
Source: RefSeq, a predicted model, not a curated record